GCAGCAGAGGGCCUGGCCCGGGCGACUAGAGUUGUGGCCUCGGUCCCGCCGAGGACCCAGCGUCCGGGGCGGGCUGGAUCGGGCCCUGUGCACCAGGGCCCGGGAGGAGCGGCCUGGGGUCUGGGCGUCUGGUGGGCGGCUGGGACCUGGCUCCCUGCAGAACCGCCGCGCAUCUCUUUUUCUCAUCGUCUCAUCAUUGGGCCCAGAGGAUCCUCUGGGCGUGGGGGCGCCCGCAGCCCCUGACGGAACGUCCUGCCGCCUUCUCCCCGCCGCCCUGGAGCCCAGGCCGCUGUCCAGCACCCCCGCCCUCAAAUGGGGCCGCGGGAGGGCGUAUGGCGCUAGGGGACCUGGCGCGCCUGGACUUGGCCGCCGCUGCUCUGGGGGCAAGUGAGCGGUACGGUGAGGGCUGGCGACAUCUGUCCAGGCGUUGAACGUAGCUCCUGGACCAGUCACCAAGGAUUUUGUAUCCAAGGUCCAAAAGUUUGUUACCCAAGAUGAUGAAUGCUGACAUGGAUGCAGUUGAUGCUGAAAAUCAGGUGGAACUGGAGGAAAAAACACGACUUAUUAAUCAAGUGUUGGAACUCCAACAUACACUUGAAGACCUCUCUGCAAGGGUAGAUGCAGUGAAGGAAGAAAAUCUGAAGCUAAAAUCAGAAAACCAAGUUCUUGGACAAUAUAUAGAAAACCUCAUGUCAGCUUCUAGUGUUUUUCAAACAACUGACACAAAAAGCAAAAGAAAGUAAGAGAUCAAUAUCCUUUCUGUUAUGGAUUGCUGCUGAUCUUUUUUUAAAAAAACUUGGAUAGAUUCCAGAAGUUAUAGUACUUUUGUUUGUGGCUUCAUUGAAUAUUUAUGAAGAUAAUGUCAUAUCUAGGCAAAAUUAAGAGCAUAACAGACUUCCGUGAGUUUGUGUAUUAUGUUAGUCUAUGAAAAUGUAGAGACUUUAUAAUUAGAAAUGCAUAUAUUUAUGAAACUUGAUGUCUUAUCAGAUUUAGGUUCAGCACUGUCUUUUAUUAUAUAGUAGGAGAUACAAGAAAAUAACCAUGUUGUGAAAAGUGACCAAAAUCAUGUACUGAAUACACAGCUUUAUGUACCCUGUCUACCAUCUUGUGCCUCUUCUUCAUUUGCUUCUUCCUUCCCAUUUCCCUUAUCCUGAAGGAAAAACUGGUUUCACAUUUGUAAGAGCAAUUUUAGUAGUUAAUCAUUUAUGAGAGUAACCUGAACAGUAUUGUUGAAACUUAACCAAAAGUUAGGGCUUGUUAUUUAUUAUACAGCCACCCGUCCACAAAAUGACAUUUCAGUCCAUGACAGACUGAAGAUACAACAGGUAUAUACCAUGUAGCCUAGGUGUGUGUAGUGGGCUAUACCAUCUAGGUUGGUGUAAGUGCACUCUGUGACGUUUGCACAACAAAAUUCCCCAGUGAUGCUUUUCUCAGAACAUAUCCCUGUCAUUAAGCAGUGCAUGACUGUAUUUAAUACUGGGAUUUAGGUAGGAUUGUUGGUUUUCUUUUUUUUUUCUUCUUUUUUUUAAAUUCACAGUUUUUUGGGUUUUUUUUAAAUAUAUUUUAUUGAUUUUUUUACAGAGAGGAAGGGAGAGAGAUAGAGAGCCAGAAACAUC
Myotis myotis is the source of this 1616-nucleotide messenger RNA. It is a transcript of the gene SCOC, whose product is annotated as short coiled-coil protein. Lineage: Eukaryota; Metazoa; Chordata; Mammalia; Chiroptera; Vespertilionidae. The coding region runs from base 495 to 743 and encodes 82 amino acids. The record is from RefSeq and is a predicted model, not a curated record. The transcript is spliced from 4 exons. Gene Ontology annotation, cellular component: trans-Golgi network.